Nicotiana tabacum (common tobacco) is the source of this 2968-nucleotide messenger RNA. RefSeq names its product putative TPR repeat-containing protein At1g05150. The record is from RefSeq and is a predicted model, not a curated record. Gene Ontology annotation, molecular function: protein binding; calcium ion binding. Gene Ontology annotation, cellular component: plasma membrane. Lineage: Eukaryota; Viridiplantae; Streptophyta; Magnoliopsida; Solanales; Solanaceae.
UGUUUUAUAUGCUUCCACUUCAUUUUAAUCCAAUUCUUCAGAAUCCAUAGUCCCUAUAUUUCUAUUUGCUUCCACUGUAAAACACCUCCUUUCUAGUAGGUUUUUGUUAAUUUAAUUGAGGGUGUUCAAGUUUUCCCAGUUCUUUAAGAACCUUACUAUUUGUUGCUCAAUUUUAUUUUUCUGGAACCCUAUUUUGGUAAAACCACCCAAUUACAGAUUCUCUACCUCGAAUGUAACAAUUUCUUGUUAUCCAAGAUCACAAAUUAUUUAGAAACCCUAGAAUAUGCAUUGCGAAUUUUUUGUUAAAAGAACCCUAAUUUUGGACUGAAAAGAGGAAAUGGCGACUAGGGGGAGCAGAUCGGAGAAGGUGAAAAGAAUCUUCCAGAAUUUUGAUACAAAUGGCGAUGGGGGUCUUAACCGCGUGGAAAUGGCAGCUCUGGUGGUUGCUGUAAACCCUAGGGUCAAAUUCAGCGAUGAGCAGAUCAGUGCCAUUCUCGACGAGGUUUUCCGAACUUACGGAGAGUUCAUCGAUGGCGAGAAGGGCCUUACAUAUGAUGGCCUAUUGCGUACCUACGAUGAUGGAGCUGGUGAUGUUGAUCGCGACUUUGAAGCCCUCGGGCUUGAUCUCAUCAAGCCAGAUAACGACAAUGGGGUGUCUAUGGCUACGGAAGAGGCCUCCACCUCGUCCAUUGUCGAUGAGAGAGCGAUGGAACCGCAUAAGAAACUACGGACAGCUGCGUGGGCAGCUUCUCCGAAUCAUGGCAUUGUGUUUGAUGAUACUUGGAAACUUGUUGAUGACAUUGAAAUACUGAUCAAGAGGCUUAAAUCCAAACAAUCAAAAGAAGAGAAGCUGAAAAAUGAUAAUUCUGAUGUGUACUCGGAUGCCGGUUGGUCACGCGAAUUGGGACCACCUUCCACGGAGCUAUCAGAUAAAAGGGUGUUGUGGGAGGAGAUGGGGCAUGACUAUGCAGUGUUUGUGAAGGAAUUGGGAGUUUUGAGGUCAAGGGCAGAUGGGUCGAGGUCUAGGGAGGAAGCUUUUGAUGGUCAUAUGGCAAUUGGUAGAGUUUUGUACGAUCACCAGUUCUUUAAGGAAGCAUUGGUAAGCUUUAAGAGAGCUUGUGAAUUGCAGCCUGCUGAUGUAAGGCCUCAUUUCAGGGUUGGUAAUAGUUUAUAUGUGCUCGGGAGAUAUCCUGAGGCCAAAGAGGAGUUCUUGCUGGCGCUGGAAGCUGCGGAAACUGGUGGGAAUCAGUGGGCUUAUCUACUUCCACAGAUUCAUGUGAACUUGGGAAUUGCUCUUGAAGGCGAAGGUAUGGUUAUUAGUGCUUGUGAGCAUUACAGAGAGGCUGCCAUUUUGUGCCCAACUCAUUUCAGGGCUAUGAAACUUCUGGGUAGUGCUCUUUUUGGUGUGGGUGACUAUAAGGCGGCCGUUAAGGCAUUAGAAGAGGCCAUUUACAUUAAGAGUGAUUAUGCUGAUGCACAUUGUGAUCUUGCAUCUGCAUUACAUGCAAUGGGUGAUGAUGAUAAUGCUAUUAAGGAGUUUCAGAGAGCGGUUGAUUUGAAACCUGGUCAUGUUGAUGCUUUGUACAACUUGGGUGGACUUUAUAUGGAUAUGGGUAGAUAUCAGCGAGCCUCAGAGAUGUACGCUAGGGUACUAAGUGUUUGGCCGAACCACUGGAGAGCACAGCUCAAUAAGGCUGUGGCUUUAUUGGGGGCUGGUGAAAAUGAGGAAGCUAAGAAAGCUUUGAAAGAAGCUCUAAAGAUGACAAACAGGGUGGAAUUGCAUGAUGCAACAGUGCAUUUGAAACAGCUUCAGAAAAAGAGGUUGACGGGGAAUGGGGGUGGCAAUGGGGAGGAAGCCUUCAUCACUGUGGAACCCACAAAGUUUAAGAGACUGUGUGAGAAGACGACAUUAAGAUCAGAUUUGGCCACUGCACUAGAUAUUCGAGGUUUUCAGAGGAUUACUCGAUUUAACCAUUGUGAUGUUGAUCAAAUAAAGAAGGAAAUUAGUGAAAAUGAUGUACCACUUUCUUAUUCUGGAGGUGGUGUGCCUGAAAGGUCUAUACGUAAGGCUUCACUGGAGGAGAUUCUGUGCAGAUUGCUUAGUUUCUUGAAGCCAGAAACUUUCGUAGGAGCUGUUAAAGCCAUUAACCAGAAAAUCCUCUCUGUUUUAGACGAGUCAGAAUCGAGUAGGGUGGAUGUUGGAAUGUUUUUUGCUGUUAUUGCCCCUAUCUGUGGAGGACCACCAGACAAACGGAAACGCUUUGCAUAUGAGGCUCUUUUGUGGCGACCCGUGAAUGAGGGCAGCAACCAGAUAAGGAAAACCGAUGCUCAGAGGUAUAUCAAGCUUUUAAGAGCUAUUUAUAUUCCUUCACAUGGAGCGAGUGAAAUGCUAGAAAUUCAUGGGGAUAUGGACACAUCAUUGGUGUCUUUAGCAGAAUUCUUUGCGAUGUUCGAUGAUCCUGAUUGGGGUUUUGGCAUUAUGUCUACUUUGUUUAAGCUUGAAAUCGGGGAUAGGAACCGUCAUGGUAACCAUGUUUGUGCAACUUGCCGCUAUCCUAUCAUUGGGCCUCGCUUUAAAGAGAUGAAAUCGCAUUUUAGCUUGUGUGGUCAAUGUUACAGUGAAGGAAAAGUACCUCCAACCUAUAAGCAGGAAGCGUACAAAUUUAAAGAGUACGCAAAUGAAGCUGAGGCAUUGAAAGAUAAGUGCUUGUGGUUUGGUUUGCAUUCUAAAGGUUCCUCACCUACUGCUGCUUAGCUAUUAGAAUGUAAUGAUCUGUGUGAAUUAUUUUACUCAAGGAACUUGUGUGUUGGGCUUGUACAUAACCCUUUCUAGUUGUGAUAUCUUUGUAGAGUCUCGUGGUUCUUUGCUGGUGCCUUUAUCAUUUCCUAACUCCAUUUUGAGGUUCAUCAGUUGUAUCAUGCGUAAGAUGUUCAAUUAUAAAGUUAAUGUUACUCCCUUUGACAUCUA